Messenger RNA from Aspergillus terreus NIH2624, 1356 nucleotides. Its product is annotated as bestrophin family protein. The transcript is spliced from 6 exons. Gene Ontology annotation, molecular function: chloride channel activity. The record is from RefSeq and is a predicted model, not a curated record. NCBI's taxonomy places the organism in Eukaryota, Fungi, Ascomycota, Eurotiomycetes, Eurotiales, Aspergillaceae. The coding region runs from base 1 to 1356 and encodes 451 amino acids.
AUGGCUGACUGCAGUUGUCCUGGACCAUCUGACGCAUCGCAACACGAGAUUAAGGACGACCCGAAUUCCUCUCUCGCCGACUGGAAGGAAGGUGAUGAUAUAGACCGGUUCUCGCGGUGGCCAACCUUCGAGGAGCAUCUGGCGGACUCACGCGAGUCACAGUUCCACGGGCCGGACAGGAGUCAGCUGGAGCGGUAUUUCAUACUUGAUGAACUCACACUGAUUUGGGAUUCUGUCUUCUCCGGCGCAAAAGUUGGUAUCAAUAAUAUCCUUCUUACGGUGUUGGGUUUCGUGGUGGGCUUGUCAUUAUCAUUCCGCGGUUCAACUGCGUACGAGAGAUGGGCUGAUGGGCGGAAGUACUGGGCCCAGCUCGUGCAGACCUCGCGGAAUCUGGCCCGCCUCGUAUGGGUGCACAUCAACGAACGGGAGGGAGACCAUGGUAAGGUGGAUCUUCUAAGGAAACUAUCUGCCAUCAACCUUAUCCUUGCCUUCGCAGUUGCACUAAAACACAAGCUACGCUUUGAGCCCGAUGUCGCCUAUGAGGACUUGGCAGGCCUCAUCGGCCACCUGGACACCUUCGCCUACCAGGCCCAUAGCCGAGAAGUGUUGGAGCCACCAGCAAAAACACGGUGGAAGGCUGUAGGAGAAUAUCUCGGAGUUUCAUUCGCCAAGUCGAACCCGCGGAAGUUGGUUAAACGGUCUAAGAAGCCUUUGGGACAUCUUCCGCUCGAGAUCAUUAACCAUUUGUCAGCCUAUAUCCAUUCAUGCGUGGAGAAUGAUACACUAUCCCCCGCUCAAUAUCAAGGUCAAGCCAUGACGAUGAUAUCUACGCUGACCGAGAUCUUGACUGGGACGGAGCGAGUGCUAGAUACCCCUCUACCCGCGGCGUAUAGCAUUGCCAUAUCCCAAAUCGCCUGGAUAUAUGUCAUGCUUCUUCCCUUUCAACUAUACAGCUUCUUACAUUGGGUCACCAUCCCUGCCUCCACUGUUGCCGCGUAUAUUAUUAUUGGCCUGCUCGCUAUUGGCAGUGAAAUAGAGAAUCCCUUUGGCGAAGAUGUCAAUGAUCUCCCACUUACCACUUACUGCCGCCAGAUUGCCAAAGAACUCGAUAUCAUCACAGCCACCCCGCCUCCAAAUGUAGACGACUUUAUGGUUCGCCAGGAGAACCUUGUCCUGUUUCCGCUCAGUCAGGAUGGCUUUCCUGUAUGGAGGGAGCGGACCAAAGAAGACAUUCAGGCCGCUCUUUACACCAAGGUGGUUGCGAGUCCCAGCCGAAAGUUUACCAUGGAGGGGGAUGAAUUCAAUACCCCGUCUAUGACAACGAGCUGGUCCACAGCGACAAGGGGGGUUUGUUAG